This is a messenger RNA of Engraulis encrasicolus (European anchovy), 5909 nucleotides long. RefSeq names its product aspartate beta-hydroxylase (gene asph). The record is from RefSeq and is a predicted model, not a curated record. Bases 357 to 1799 code for a protein of 480 amino acids. Lineage: Eukaryota; Metazoa; Chordata; Actinopteri; Clupeiformes; Engraulidae. Gene Ontology annotation, molecular function: peptidyl-aspartic acid 3-dioxygenase activity. Gene Ontology annotation, biological process: peptidyl-aspartic acid hydroxylation. Gene Ontology annotation, cellular component: membrane; endoplasmic reticulum. The transcript is spliced from 9 exons.
GUUGCAUAAUAGCAAACAAUUUCUCUCGCGAUACGCUUCCAUCUUGCCACGUUCUAGUAUUGGAAUUGAAAGCGACAAAAGAGGCGGUUCUUAACCUGCGGGUAUCCACACGAUUGAAUAAGACAGACAUCUUGUUGUUGUGAUUGGAUACCUUUGCUUUUUCCUCCGCCUACAGAUAUUUCGUAAGAUCAACACUGGCUACUACCCGAGUCACUCAAAGCUGAAAGGGUUGCCAGGGCAUCAGUGUUCGGAGAGGCUGAGGGAUUUGAUUUUAGCCAAUAGGUUAAAAUUAGAAUUUAGCAGCACAUUUGAAUCGAUUUGAACAGCGAGAAGUGCAGUCAGUCUCUCCUGCAAAAAUGGCUCAAAAGAAAAAUGCACGGGCACACAAAAAAGGACUAGAUGCCAAGCAGCAGUCAGCUAGCAAGAAUGGAAAAAAGUCAGAUGGGGCCACAUCCUUCUUCACCUGGUUCAUGGUCUUGGCUCUCCUUGGUGUUUGGACCUCGGUGGCUGUUGUCUACUUUGACCUGGUAGACUAUCAAGGUGUUAUUGGCAAGCUUGUAUCCUUCGAUGCUGAUGGUGAUGGUGACUUCGAUGUGGAGGACGCUAAAGUGCUUCUUGGACUGAAAGACAAACUUUCCGCUGUGGUGGAGCCUGCCGAAGAAGAACCAGCUGCAGCAUCUCUGGAUCAAGCACCAAAACCCGAACUUGUUGAGGAGGAAGAGACCAGUGUCACAGAAGAGGAGGUAGUUCCUCCUGCACCUGAAAUACCAGAAUCAGAUAUCGUGUCGGAGCCUGUGCAGGAGGACACAGAGGUGCCAGACCUUGUUGAGGAUGAGGUUGGAGAAGAAGGAUCAGAUGUUGCUGAAGAUGAACAGGAGGUUGCAGAGGAAGAGCCUGUUGUCCUGGAGGAGGAAGAGGAGAUUACAGAGGAACCCGAACCAGUUGCAGAAGCUGUGGAGGCAGUUCCAGUGGAAUUGGAAGAUGAGGCUGCCCCUGAGGUGGGAGCUGAAGAGGAGAUUGCCCCAGUUGAUGCUGAGGUAAUUGAAGAUACUGCAUCAACAGAGGAACCCGUAGAAGAGCCACAAGUGGAUGCAUCAACUGCAGAAGGUGUUCCGACAGAGGAGGCUGUUCUGGAAGAAGAGCCCUUGCCAGUAGAGGAGGCUAUUGCUGAUGAAGACCGAGUUGCAGAAGAAGAUGGUACUGUUGAAGUAGAUGCAGCCAUAGCGGAGGAAGAGUCUGCUCCAGAGGAGGAGGCUACUUCUGAACCAGAUGAAGUUGCAGAGGAAGCCGUUCCAGAGGAGGUGGCCCCAGUCGAGGAAGAGGAGGUGGCCCCGGUCGAGGAAGAGGAGGUGGCCCCGGUCGAGGAAGAGGAGGCGGUCCCGGUCGAGGAAGAGGAGGCGGCCCCGGUCGAGGAAGAGGAGGCGGCCCCGGUCGAGGAAGAGGAGGCGGCCCCGGUCGAGGAAGAGGAGGCGGCCCCGGUCGAGGAAGAGGAGGCGGCCCCGGUCGAGGAAGAGGAAGCGGCACCAGUCGAGGAAGAGGAAGCGGCACCAGUCGAGGAGGACACUCUUGUCAAUGAGGUUGUUGAACAAACUGAAACAGUCGAAGAGCCCAUUGAAGAAUUGCCGGUUGUAGAAGAGGCUCUAGAAGUGGCUGCAGUUGAAGAGCCUGACAGUGAAGACCUUGAAGGUGCAGCAGAUGAUACAAUGGCAGAUGUACCACAAGAGGAUGACUUAACAGAGGAAGCAGAGGAGGCCGUUCAACCAGAGGAACAGAUUCAAGAUGAACCAUCAGAAACGUAAAGUAUGGUUGCCUGGUGAGGGUCUGAAGGCUUGAGGACCUCUCCACAUCACAUUCCACUGAACCGGUGUAGCUGCCAAUUCCCACCAGACAAAAGAAGAGGAGACUAGAAUGCGUUUGGAUAUUUUUAUAUGUAAUUACUUCUUAUUUGUCUGUUUUAUGGUUCAGAAUUCUGAAAGGGUUUUUUUGUUAAUUGUGUUUAAUUAGUUUGGUUUAGUGUGCUGUCGGAUUGAAUAUCUUUCUUCAGAAACUUUUCAUUCAGCAACAUUCCUCUCAGAGAAUAGUAGUUUGUGAAACCUGUUUUUUUUCCCCCUUUUUGUUUGUUUUUGUUUGUUUCUUGAGGACACAGCAGAGGUACAUGUUGCUUUGCUCUUUCUGUUUCUUCACAUUAUACCCUCAACAGUGUUCAACAGCUUAAUUUCUUUACUGUGCUGAGUCUCACUUUACAUGUUAUAUUGAGGUUUGUCCAGUUAAUGUGAAGCUACUAUGCAAAGCUGCACUGAUCUUCAGCAGUGAUGUUAAAGGAGAAUGCCACCCUCAGGAGUCCUUGAGUCACUCCCCACACUCCUCAGUUAGAUAAAUGAGCAAAAGCGUUUUGUAGCUAUUGAUGUACAUUAGUACAGCCACUGUGCUAAAGCAUUUUCAUUAACUCAAUCACUUCAUGUUAAUGUACAGGUCACGAGAAGUACAAAUAAUAAUAUGAAGUAGCGCAAAAGGACUGACUUGGUCAAUGUACAUUUUGAACAAUGUUCUGGAGAAGCACCAUUACCAAGCACAAAAAAAUCCCAAACAUGGUACUGAUGCAAAUGAAGGUUUUCAGAUGGUAUGUGAUGUCCAAAUGUAAUUUUGCCUUUUCAAUCCCUUCAUAUUCGGUUGUAUUGUUGUAAGGGGACUUUUUGAGUGAUUUUGAAUCAGUUUUACAACGAUUGGAUCAGAACAGGCACUGUGAUGUGUUGUUACCAGCUAACAUACAGAUAAUAGUAGCGGUGCGAUGCUAGAUUAGUACAACAGCUGGGUUGACGAGCAAGUAAUCUAACCUCUAGGGACUACAGGGAGUGACUCAAUUUGCCAUGGGGAUGGCAUGUUCUUUUAAAGUAUUCAAUAUAGACUCUAAACUUUGUGCAUAUCGUAGGCGUGUUUAUGCUGGCAGAUUUUCAGAUUUUCUAUCUGGGCGUGUAUGUGUAGGUUUAUGUACAAGAGUAAGUGUUUAUUGUCUUGAAAAUAGGCGUGUGUGUGUGUGCGUGUGUGUGCGAGUGCGCGCGCGUGCGUGUGUGUGUGUGUGUGUGUGUGUGCGUGCGCGGGUGCGCGUUUGCGUGUGCGUGUGUCCCUUUCUGUGAUUUGAGUUACUUUUUUCAACACCUUGAACCUCCUUGGACAUCCUAAAACCUUUUCAAUACUUAAAGUGUUUCAUGUGCAUACAGGGAUGAAAAACUUUUAGUAAAUGUGCUCAUUGUCUUGUCAAGCUAACAGUACUGCCUAUCAAAGAGCCCACUAUUUGUAUAUUACCUCCAUCUCUGAUCUGAUUCAAUUCAUUUUAUCUGUCACAAUGUAGACUAUACCACUGUUCUGACUAAUGGAGAUUUUUUUUGUGAGUGGAUCAAUCCAUAACCCUGUUUGAGGUCACUGAAUGCUGAUUGAGAAAAUGUGAUGUAGCGUUGCAAUGCAAUAGUAGGCCUAUCUAACAGUAAUUGAAUGGGGGCUGACCAUGUUUUUGCCCCAUUUAGCUUUUUCUUUCUACUACCAACACCGCUCUGUGACCUAAAACUACAGGAAUAUGGUCUGAUUGACACCAAGCUUGUAUUUUUAGUGCGCGAUUCGAUAUGGAGACUUCAGUAAUACCUCUUUUAACACAGUGGAUGAACUGUUUUAAAAUGAAGAUUUUGGUGGUGUUGAGCCACAUACUCAGUGACCCUAGUUGAAAAAGUUUGAUACAUACAGUCACACCUUAAACUCAUACACGACAUCUUGACCUCAUUGAAAUGUGUCAUUUGUUCCAUCUUUAAAUGACGUGCGUCUGUCAUGUUGGCUAUAUGAAUUCGAAACACAGAUUUUUUUCUCAUUUUGUAUACAACAGCAAUUGACAUGUUCAUUUUUUAAAAUUACUAUGGAAUGUUCAGAAAAAAAACUGAAUUCUGAAACAGUCUAGUGGAGGGAGAUGGGUGCAGAGCCUGUUAAGUUUGCCUGCCCAAAUGGGUAAUUUUUUUAUGGGGCAGCUUUGAAUCUGACUUGUAUUACUCCCUGAGCCAACUCCCUUUCCCCUUCGCCUCUCAGUUCCUGUGUCCCAUCUUUAUUAACCUCUUCAAAAUAAGAAAAACAUAACAUAUGAGGCAAAGAAUAGAAAUGGGGACACAAUCGGUUUUUAAGCGCAUUUGGUUGCUCGGAAACAAAGGGCAGUAGCAUUAAAACAAGUUGGUGUACCUUCUACAUUUGUGAAGAUAUGAUUAUACGUUUUUGCUAACAAUGUAUAGGUCUUCUGAAGGGGCUAUAUUGUACUCGGUAUAAAAAGUAUAUUAAGUUGUUUGCACAAAAUCACUGUCACUUGAAGGACAUCUGACUAGUUAAUUUGUUUACCUUUCAUUGUUUGGGUCUGCUGGGUUUGACCAUACACAGUAGAGAUCCAAGUAACUGGCUGAGAAAAACAAUUGUAAAUUCAGAAUUUGGCACAAGACCAUUUCUUGACUUAAUAUUUUAAAAAGUACCCCUUAAAAGCCCUGGUCAAAAAUGUAAAGAGACAUACCUAGAUAUGAAUGACACUGAAGUCAUGGUUUAAGUCUGUUGUUAUUAAGUGUGUGUAUGUCUACUGACAGGACAGUCAUACUCGUUUUGAGUGACCCGCUAAUGUUGUGUGUUUUGUGUACGCACACACACGCACGCUUCAUAUUCAUAAGUUCCUAACAUAUUUAUAGAAUGCUCAGACCAUAGCCCGACAUGCCAAGCUAUAACAUGAAAAGUUUGGCAGCAAAACAGAAAAGCUGUGGAAUCAACGGUAGGCUCCGAAACCCUUUGUUCUCAUGGGCACUGUCUGUCAACAGAUGAUCGAGAGCUUGUCUGACAGAAUGGGGGUCUUUUCAUGUCUUUCCGUGUGUUCAGCAGUCUGCUUGGCUGCUACAAUCCCGCUCAGCCUGAAAAGUUGAAUAUUUUCUUUAUGUUGGGGAAGGCAACUGAGCUGACGGUGACCCAAAACGUUUUGUGUCUGGCAACAGAUUACAUUGACUUUAGCAUGGGGCAAACAGUGAAUGUAGGGUGGUGAUUUGCAACUCAAAUUUCGACAACAAAAAAAUGUUAUUCACAGGCGGGACGUUGUGAUUGAAGGACAGACCUUGAGUCUUCUUGGACUCUAGAUGGUGCAGUACUGCACCAGCUCGCCAAGGGAAAAUAUUUUCUGCCAUUAGGCGGGUUGAUCUAGUUUACUAGACCAUUUCCGUCAUUUUUAUGCAGACAUUUUAAAGACUGCAGUAUGUCUGUCUUGCAAGGCAUUUCGCUGACUCACUUUAUUUCGCUGUAGUGUCCAUUAAUGCACCCUCAACAUAUUUUGCCUGGUGCCUGACAGAAGAUGUUGGAAUACUGCAUUGCAAAAGUCUUGUUCAAUGAAUUAAACAAUAAACUCAGAACAAAGGACAUUGGUUUUAAAACAGUUUGAAAGAAAUUUCUGGAUUUUGUAUUAAAAAUUACAUCUUUUUUACUUAAAGUAUAUAGAUAUACUUUAAUGUUGUGGUGAACUGUGGAAAAUCUGCUUUAAUAUUGGGGAGCAUACGUUCUUCAACGAAUUGUAAAAAAAAAACGUUUUGAUUUAAACAAAGAAGUAGGAGAAGAAAAAUAAUAAUUAAAUAAAAGCCAUACGUGAAAAGUGGUGAUUAGCAGCUUAGAAAGGAUAAUCUUUACAAGGGAAACACAUCACAGAAGUAGCAAUAACAGUCUCUCAAGUAUCUGUGCAGUCAUAUUCGAACAGAAAUUUUGUCAAACUGCAUUUUUCUCUGUCAGAGGUUUACAUAGAAUCCUGCUGUAAAAGCUGACCAAUGUUAAGUUAUUGUGAUCUUCUCACAUUUGUCACAAUUGUACAUUUCUGUUUGAGUACUGCAAUAAAGGUUUGGGACAACAACCGUUUACCCUUG